GAUUUUUCUGAAUGUUCUUUCAAUCGAAGUAGGAGCGAUAGUAUUAUAAGUCGUAUUCUAUGUCACAUUUCAUGAACCAAAGGAAAUUGUACGAAAGAGAACACGUGAAAGAUAUUAGAGAGAAUGUAAAAAAAAUGCGAAAUAUUAAUUAUAAUUAAUUGAUGAUACUUUUUUAUACGCACUCUUAUAAUUUUCGAUAGAAAUAGAAUUCUUGAAAUAUCUCGAAAUAUCUAUUAUAUAUACAUAUAUAUAAAAUUUUUAAACUUUUAAAUUUUUACAUCGAAUAAUUCUGAAAACUGAUAUACAGCACAAGAAUUCUGUUUUUUUGGUGUUCAUUUUUUAUUCACGAUUUGUAUCACCGCAUCCGAGAUAGUUUUACUAAUUCAAUCGAAUGACACACUUAUUUAAUCGAUCAAAUAAUCGAUAGCUUUUUUCGUUGUUACUGAACUACUCUGCCAUUGAUCUUGAUACGCGGAGAAGCGCGCUCCGACUGGCGAGAGAUCCUGCGUGUUGAGCUGAGCGUCGUCCAUCGCUACUAUAUUGAUCUACCUGUCUCAGGGUUAUAUUCGGCCGCGUGUUUCAGCGCAGUACCCUCCGGUCCUUCACCACGAGAUCAUCGGUAUCUAGCGUUUCUCUCGUCUCGCCGACGAGGCCCCGCGUCGCAUCGCGUUUCCGUCCCAGUUUUAAGAAGCCAUUGUCAGUGAACCGUUGCUUCUCGAUAAUGCGAACUCUGCAGACUGUCACAUUGUGAGAACUUUUUAUCGGUUUCGCGUUUUGCACGAAAAAGCGACUGCAAAAAAAAAAUGAUGAUCUUGUCUCCGCGAUUCCUGUUGUCCCGAUGAAAAAAUGCCACGAUGCUGCGGCGCUUCUUUGGUUUCCGCCGCGGAUCGCAAUGGAUCUCCGCAGAGCCUCGGUCUGCAGAUCCAGGACGGAAACCCACGGAAUAAAACUGCCUUAGCACCGGGGCACAGUUUGAUGGAUUGGAUUCGUCUGGGUAAUUCGGGAGUAGACUUAACUGGAGUCGCUGGUGAACCACAAGUCGUAACGUUAUCUGAGCUUGCUAAUCAUAACAAGCAAAACGACGCUUGGAUCGCAAUCCGAGGGGUGGUAUUCAAUGUUACGCGUUAUAUGGAUUUUCAUCCGGGUGGAGUCGACGAAUUGAUGAGAGGCAUCGGAAAAGACGCCACGAAGUUAUUCGAAAACGUGCACGCUUGGGUGAAUUAUCAGAGCAUUUUGCAAAAAUGCGUCGUAGGCAGAUUAAGUCGUGGUACUUCCUCCGCGUCGAGCACUUCCUCUAUAACAGAAAAAUCGGAUACGAACAACUGUUUGCCCGUGACGCUGAGUCGAAACAAACGUUCCACUGCACAAAAGACAGUUGAUGGAAACUCGUCGGAUUCACCGAAUGUGAGUAUGGAUUGGCGGCAAACAUCUAAUUCUAUUACACUCUUCUAUCAAGGCGCACGCGACUACCCGGGAAUAUAUUACCGAUUACAAAGGUUGAGUGGCUCGAAAAUCAUCUUCAGGCUAAUCUUUGAAAAGCACAUUAUCAUCCACGAGCUCGAAUUAAUCGCAGACGUGGAAUGGCCGCCAGUGUGUAAAAGAGAUUUCGAUACAAUGCAGGUAGACUUUACGUUUACAAAGAAGCUUAAAGAUAUUUGGAAAUCUCAGGGAAAUCAUACGCUAUUGCAGGAGUCAAGCACAAAUAAACGCACGUAUACAGAGUACGAAGUACUCAGUAACACACCUCUUUGCAAACUAGUUAAUUUGUUAGUUUUACGUGCGAAAGAUUUUCUAGAAUUAAUUCCCGUUGGUAGACAUAUAGAAGUCAAAAUGAAUAUAAUGGGAAUGGAAAUAUCAAGGUUGUAUACGCCUGUCCCACCGUGCCUUCAUCCCGAAGAUAUGGCGCCAAAUUACAAGCCUGAUUGCAUUUGCUUGAUGAUAAAGCGAUACCCAAAUGGCGCACUUAGUCCGUCCAUCACCAAAUUACAACCUGGCCAAACCUUUAUGAUGAGCAAUGGUUUAGGUGCCUUUGUAACCGAAUCUUUCGAUCGGUUUCCUAUUAUUCACAUGCUGGCAGGUGGAACGGGUUUAACCGCGAUGUUAGGAAUAAUUCAGCGAGCUUUAGCGAGGCGCAGUGUAAAAUUAAUCAAUCUUCUAAAUUUCAAUAAGGAUGAAGACAAUAUGUUUUACGUAGCGCAGCUUGAAAAAGUAUCCGCAGAGAAGAAGUUCAAAAUUACACAUAUCCUUUCACAAGCUGGAGAUAAAUGGGAGGGUAGACGCGGUACAGUAUCCGAUGAAUUAUUGAAAGAAUUGAUUGGCGAGUGUUCACCAGAGGGAUGCGUAUUUACGUGUGGACCAAAAGGAUUUAUGCUAUCUGCAAAAAAGUGUAUUCAGACACUUGGUUGGAAAUCUCACCAAAUAUACGAUUUCGACGACUAAUCGUCUGCGCUGAAAGUAUACGUGCCAUAUAUAUGUAUGUUUCCUUUCCUUUCAGAGAGUCUUUCUAGAGAGCCUAAUAAGAUAUGAAACUUCGUACCUGUCGAAACCACGUUUAGUUAAAUAUUAGUACAGAUAUUCUGUGACAGUUAUGCGAACUGUCAUUGAUGUGUCUAUCGUCAAGGCGUAUUUUUCUGGGAUUAUGAAGAUUUUUAAGCACUUUUACUCCCGCCAUCUCCGCCCAUAACGAUACAACAUUCUUAGCUGCGAUAAAUUGUAAUACUGUCCGUAUAUAAAGUAGACAUUUACAUGUACUUUUGCAACCAGGUAAUAUGACAUAAAAGUAGAGAAAAUAGAGAGAGGCGAACUUGUGCGAUUUAGGAUAAUAUAGGAAAGUGACAUAUUCCUCACCAAACAUAUGCAAGAUCUGUUCUAUACGGUUCUAUUGAAAACAUUCUAUUGAAAGCAGUCUAUUGCAAACAUUCUAUAGAAAAUAUUCAUAUAUAUGUUCUAUUACAAAAGGAAAUGUUCAUUACAAAACUGUCUCUGUAGACUACCAUGUAACGGUAAAGCUACUAUAUAUAUAUAUAUACUUUCAAUUUUAUAUAGUUUAUUAGUCAUUGAGCUAUAUAAUCACAUUGAAUAAUAUACAUAUCUUUUCUGUGAGAAUUUUAAGCCUGUAUAGGAAAUGCACAAAUUACAUAAGCGAGCAAAAACGCGUAACAAAAGUGAGUAGUUUUGUCAUAGACAAUUCUUUUUAGAUUGUAGGAUGCAUAUUUUUUAUAGGAUCAAUGACAUUUUUAAUUAAUGUCUUAAAUUUAUUCGCUGGAAAACAUGUUUUUAAUAUGUGUUGUUGGCGCUUUAUUUUUUUAUGUAGAUAAAUUAAAAUCGGAUAAUUGUUCUUUGAGGGGAGAUGCCAUAAAAUGCGCUGUGCAUUUAUACAAUACAUAUAAAUAUGUAUGCCGGUAUUAAUUGCAAAUAAAUGCAUAUAGAAUGAUUAAAAUCC
Wasmannia auropunctata (little fire ant) is the source of this 3442-nucleotide messenger RNA. RefSeq names its product cytochrome b5 reductase 4. The record is from RefSeq and is a predicted model, not a curated record. Gene Ontology annotation, cellular component: endoplasmic reticulum. NCBI's taxonomy places the organism in Eukaryota, Metazoa, Arthropoda, Insecta, Hymenoptera, Formicidae. Gene Ontology annotation, biological process: superoxide metabolic process; generation of precursor metabolites and energy. Gene Ontology annotation, molecular function: heme binding; oxidoreductase activity. The coding region runs from base 847 to 2439 and encodes 530 amino acids. The transcript has 11 exons.